Messenger RNA from Alnus glutinosa, 561 nucleotides. RefSeq lists its product as uncharacterized. The record is from RefSeq and is a predicted model, not a curated record. Bases 1 to 561 code for a protein of 186 amino acids. The transcript has a single exon. NCBI's taxonomy places the organism in Eukaryota, Viridiplantae, Streptophyta, Magnoliopsida, Fagales, Betulaceae. Gene Ontology annotation, molecular function: nucleic acid binding; RNA-DNA hybrid ribonuclease activity.
AUGAUUUCUUUGCAAGACUAUCACAUUGGUCUGUGCUGUGACAACACUAGAGGGCUGAAACCGGUUGCAUCUACAGUUUGUAAGCGCCAAGUGUGGGUAGCUCCUCCUCCAAACUUCAUUAAAAUCAAUUGGGAUGCGGUUGUAAACUCCAGUAGAGGUUGUGUUGGUUUCGGGUUGGUGACUAGGAACUAUAACGGUGUUUUUUUUGCUGCAAAAUGUAUUGUGCAAUCUCAGAAAAUAGAGGCAAAAUCAGCGGAGGCCUUGGCCGCUUUUUGGGCAGUUAGAUUUUGCUUGGAGAUGGAGUUUCGUGAGGUAAUCUUUGAGGGAGAUGCGGCUCAGGUGAUUGAUGAUAUUUGUUCCACUCUACCUCAUCUUUCUAGUUCUGGCCAUAUUAUUGAAAGUAUUGUCCAUGAUACUUAUCACUUGACAUCUGCCAAAUUUGUUCAUGUUAAAAGGGAAGGAAAUGCGGUUCCUCAUGGUUUAGCAAAAUUGGCAGUUGACCAGAAUUUAUCUUCUUGUUGGAUGGUUGAGCCUAUAAUGGAAAACAAUUCAGGAUUUUGA